AUGUUGGUUAUGUUCUUGGUUUUGACAAGUGCUGAUUAUCUUGCAACCAAUUGCAUGGCGAGUUUGAUUUCCAAGAGUGCAGUGAAAGAAGUUCUUAAGGGGUACAUUCCAUUACCUAAAUUAUCUCCUUUGUUUGUCAUCCUCGAAGUAGACAUCUCCCUCAAGUCUUGUACUGUUGCGUUAGUAGAGGAGAUGGAAACACAGACCGGUUUAGCCACAGGGAUGAAACUGGCGAAGCUCUUACCACAGAUUGACAAGACGGAGAUUAGAGCCGUACCGGACAAGAACCGGUUCAUGCAACUCAUCCGAGAUUUGCAGGGAAAAUGGCCUAUUAGUACCUGA
Molecule: messenger RNA, 342 nt
Organism: Eruca vesicaria subsp. sativa (arugula)
Lineage: Eukaryota; Viridiplantae; Streptophyta; Magnoliopsida; Brassicales; Brassicaceae
Source: the annotation of a GenBank genome assembly